CGCAAGUAUAACUUCGAUUCUAGACAAUAAUCUCCCCGCAUACAACCUUUCCGACGACAACGAAACGAAACGAACGAACGAAAUACUGUGACGAUUUCAUUCCAGGACUGCUCUAGUGUGGCAUCGUAGUCAUGAAUCGACCAGGAGCCGUGCCGCAAUCCCUUCGAGGGAUGCCGACUGGAUUUGGUGGUCAACAACAACCUCAACAACCAGGUAGAACAGUGUCCGGCCGAUUACCAAAUGGUAAAUUAGCGAAUAAUGGUGGUGGAUGGGCGUUUGGUGGUCCUAUGGGUGGUGCUGCGCUUCAGACAUCGUCAAGGCAACUAGGCGGAAACCUCAGUUUUGCCCAAAGCUUGAGUGGCUCUCAGCCGGCAACACCCCUCGACCUCUCCAGCGAAUUCCCGUCAUUAUCAAACACGUCCCAGCUUCCCAGUGCUGGCGGAUCCUCGUUAUGGUCGGCAGGAGGAUCAAGAGGUAUGGGUGGGGCGAUACAAAGAAAUCAACAGCCCACUCCAUUAUCUGCUCAACACGCACAGCAAGACGACUUCUUCUCCCCUUCACGCAUGACUUCUGGUCAAGGUCAAUACCGAUUCGGCCAGAACAGUGCUGCUGCUCAGUCAUCUCAACCCCAGCCUAGUAGUAUUGAUGAGUUUCCUCCGUUGAAUAACAACAACAUGAGAAACGGCAAUGGGGACAUAGGACAGGAGCGUGGAUCGAGUUUGAUGUCGACUCUUGGCUUUGGUGCCCAAGCAAGCACAGUUCCUGGUUCCUUGCCAGGCCCCCGAUCAGGAAACGGCUUACUCAAUGCGUUGUCGGCUAACACUCGAACAACGGAUGUUCGUUCCCCAGAUGGAUCUACGGCUAUAGGUGCUUCGCGGCCACAAGAUAUCAGAAGUGCUGGCACUGGAGCCAAUGAUGAAGGUCGACAAAAACCUCCUGGUUUUCGAGAAGAUAGCAUAGGCCCACAGUCAGGUACACAAGACGCGACGGAAUCGGUGGACGGCCGCAAUCCCCUUGGAGCGAUUGGCACUAGCGAUGCUCCCUCAGGCAAGAACAACGACGAGAAGGCGAACCAGCCCGCAUCCGUGCAUGACCCCUUAGCAGGCAUGACACCAAUCGACAAGUGGGGAAUCAAAGGUCUUCGCGCGUUAAUGAAUAACUAUCCCGACUACAAUGCCGCAGUUACGGGGCUCGAUCCAACUACGCUUGGUAUAGACUUCACGUCUCCUCAGCCGCUGUCAACUCAGGUAUUCUCACUCUUCAACGAUACCCCUCCUCGGCCAGCAAUUCCCGAGUACCGUCUCCCGGAAUGUUAUAACGUGAAUAACGUUCAGCCUUUGGAGAACAAGAUCAGCAACUUCAAUGAGGAGACGUUGAUGUGGAUAUUCUACAGCUGCCCUGGAGAUAUAAAGCAACAUAUGGCUGCGCAUGAGCUGUACAACCGAGCGUGGCGGUGGCACAAGAAGCUGAAGAUAUGGUUGACCAAGGACGAGAUCAUGCAGCCUCGUAUUCUCAGCGCGCAACAUGAAGAAGGUUAUUACAUCAUCUGGAAUACGACAGAUUGGCGUAAGGAGCGUCGAACCCUUACGUUACAUUACGCCGAUCUGGAGACGAAUAACUCAGCUCUCCCGUAAAGAUGUGUUAUUGUCUUUGUGGCAUUGAGCGGUACGUAGGACUCGGUGAGUCUGCGUAUCAGCCGGCGUUGGGUUUACGGAUUGCACAACCUAGGGGAACAAGGCUAAUUGCGGCAACUUGAUGGCUUUCAAGCUCGGUAUUGCUUAGGGGCGUAGCAAAUGCCCAACCUGGCACACAGGUCUCUGCACGAGGGCUUCAAUGCACCUCAAUUCAUGAAUACAGGAUUUUUAAAUCCCUCGCAUUUCGAUUUCCGACUUCUCUAGACAUUGCCGGUCUCGGCUGUCCUUAUGCUAAUCCGAUAAUGACUGCGUUCGUGAUAAUUCAUUAGAUUCAGCUGGCAUGACCUAAUUGACGCAUCUGCUUUCAUUUCUCUGAAACAAGCCACCUUCAUGUAACCAACCUUUAUACUUGCGCUUUCACAAAAGUUCUCAAACUGAUUUAAGGGAAAACGGUAGAUACCCGCGACAGUUCUGUCUAAAAAAAAAUUCCCUUUAAGAUCUGAGAUAGUCUAAAUACGA
Molecule: messenger RNA, 2153 nt
Organism: Annulohypoxylon truncatum
Lineage: Eukaryota; Fungi; Ascomycota; Sordariomycetes; Xylariales; Hypoxylaceae
Exons: 7
Coding region: 132-1634 (500 amino acids)
Biological process (GO): nuclear-transcribed mRNA poly(A) tail shortening; regulation of DNA-templated transcription
Cellular component (GO): P-body; CCR4-NOT core complex
Source: RefSeq, a predicted model, not a curated record